Amyelois transitella is the source of this 2016-nucleotide messenger RNA. It is a transcript of the gene DLDH, whose product is annotated as dihydrolipoyl dehydrogenase. The transcript is spliced from 12 exons. Gene Ontology annotation, cellular component: oxoglutarate dehydrogenase complex; mitochondrion. Bases 120 to 1607 code for a protein of 495 amino acids. NCBI's taxonomy places the organism in Eukaryota, Metazoa, Arthropoda, Insecta, Lepidoptera, Pyralidae. Gene Ontology annotation, molecular function: dihydrolipoyl dehydrogenase (NADH) activity; flavin adenine dinucleotide binding. The record is from RefSeq and is a predicted model, not a curated record.
GUUAAUUUUAUGAAGCUGUCAGAUUUGACGACUGAGACUGUCGAUCUGUCGAUCGCCAGGGUUCCGAAUUUAUAAUUCUAUCAUUUUAUUAAAAUAUUCUGGUUUCGUGAAUAUUUGGAAUGGGUUACAAAUUUCUAAAACUUGCCUCUUCGUCAUACAAGACGGGUGGUAUCCGUAUUGUGUCCAGACAGUACUCUACCACACAUGAUGCUGACAUGGUAGUGAUUGGCUCGGGCCCUGGCGGAUAUGUAGCAGCUAUCAAAGCUGCCCAGAUGGGAAUGAAGACUGUUUCAGUGGAGAAGGAUCCCUCCCUGGGCGGCACUUGCCUGAAUGUUGGCUGUAUCCCUUCGAAGGCACUCCUACACAACUCCCAUCUAUAUCACCAAGCGAAGCAUGACUUCAAGAACCGCGGCAUCAUCACAGGGGAUGUCAGCUUCGAUCUUAACACUAUGAUGAGCUAUAAAGCCAAUGCUGUCAAAGCCCUGACUAGUGGUAUUGGUAUGCUCUUCCAGAAAAAUAAGGUAAAACUUCUUCGUGGUGUUGGAACUAUAGUGGCUCCAAAUAAGGUAGAAGUGAAAGGAGAGAAGGGUGUGGAAACAGUCAACACAAAAAAUAUCCUCAUUGCAACUGGUUCAGAAGUCACGCCAUUCCCCGGAGUAACUUUUGAUGAAAAACAAAUCAUUACAUCAACGGGUGCACUUUCUCUGUCUGCUGUCCCCAAGAAAAUGCUUGUAAUUGGUGCCGGUGUCAUUGGUCUAGAGCUCGGGUCUGUGUGGCAGAGGCUGGGGGCUGAUGUCACCGCUAUUGAAUUUCUUGGCAGUAUCGGAGGUAUCGGUAUCGACGGCGAAGUGGCCAAAACUCUGCAUAAAAUCCUCGCGAAGCAGGGUAUGAAGUUUAAACUGAACACGAAGGUCUUAUCGGUCAAGAAGGAAGGAAGCACAGUGAAGGUCGAAGUAGAGGGGGCCAAAGGAGGCAACAAGGAAGUGUUGGAUUGCGACGUGGUGCUGAUCUCUAUCGGCCGCCGGCCGUACACUAAAGACCUGGGAUUGGACAAAGUGGGCAUCGCACUCGACGACCGCGGCCGCGUGCCCGUCAACAACAAGUUCCAGACCAAAGUGCCCGGAAUCUACGCUAUUGGCGACUGUAUUCACGGUCCCAUGUUGGCGCACAAGGCUGAGGACGAAGGCAUCGUUUGCAUCGAAGGUAUCAAGGGUAUGCCAGUUCACUUCAACUACGACUGUAUCCCUUCAGUAAUAUACACGUCCCCUGAAGUAGGCUGGGUUGGAAAGUCGGAAGAAGAUCUGAAGAAAGAGGGAAAGGCGUAUAAAGUAGGCAAAUUCCCGUUCUUAGCGAAUUCAAGAGCAAAGACCAACGGCGAGCCCGACGGCUUCGUCAAAGUACUGUCGGACAAGGCGACAGACGUUAUUUUAGGAACACACAUCAUUGGCCCCGGUGGUGGCGAGCUGAUCAACGAGGCGGUGCUGGCGCAGGAGUACGGCGCGGCGGCGGAGGACGUCGCCCGAGUCUGCCACGCGCAUCCGACAUGUGCAGAAGCCCUACGUGAAGCGAACUUGGCUGCAUACAGCGGCAAACCCAUCAACUUCUAAUUUUAGAUAUCUCGUAUACUAUAAAUAUAGUUAUAUGAAUAAUGUUUUGAACGCCCACAGAACAGCAGGGUGGUCUCGCCAGCUGAACGCUGCUCCAGUAAGGAAUCUUGUAUGAAUCUGACUUGAAAGUUUGAGUAUUUGAAAUUUUGCUCUUUGUGGUCAUAAGAAUACUUAUUUUUCUGUAAGCGACCGAUUUCAUUCAGUUUUUGAAAUAUAAUGUCAUGUUAUUUAUUUUUGCUACCACUAAAACUUAUUUUAUUUAUAUUUAUUUUUUGCAAAAUUCAUAUUUUUUAUUAAUUUCAUUCCGUUAUCUUGAUAGAAACAUUACGAGGUUACCUCAAGAAUGUAUGUACAUUUCGUGUAUUUAUUUUCUUUUGUAAAUAGCUUUAAAAUACACAUCUAUACAAGA